AGCUCCUGACGGAGGAUCACGGAAGUUUGCUGACAAACACGUAACCCUGGCACUUCUUGCGGUAGUGACACCGACUGAAAGCAGCCGAGCGGAGUGGCUAGAGUGAAGGACACUGAAACACGGAGCUUAAACGAGUAAAGCCUCCCUUCUGUUAGCCCGCACCCGGGACUUCAGUCAUGGGGAACGCGGAGAGCGGCGGCACCGGGAGCGGUGACGAGGAGGAUAUCGAGGCGGAGAGCCCGAGUUUCACGGAAGGCGGCCCGGCCUCUGCGGCGCCCACGGGACCCGGGACUGGCGGCUCGGGAGCAGCAGCAGGAGGAGGAGGAGGAGGAGGAGGAGGCUCGGGACGCAGCCUCAGGGGCUCGACCCACGCGCCUGCAGCGGGCUCCGGCCUGCCGUCCCCCGAGGCCCUGAUGGAGCAGGUGCGGCUGAGAGAGGCGGCGGGCCGCGCCGGUGACACCGCCACUCUCGCCGUGUCUGAGUCCGCGAUCGCCCGCAACGAGAGCGCGCUGGUGCGCUGGCUGGAGGAGCGGCUCGGCCGCGGCGAGGAGGCGCUCACACUCGAGCAGUUCUGCGACAUGCUGGAGAGCAGAGACGCGCAGCGGGACGAGUGCGAGGAGGCUUUUGGUCAGUUUGAUGCCGAGGGCGAUGGGGUUGUCGAUGUCGAGAGCAUGCUUAUGGCCCUGAAGAACAGUAAUGGCGCAAAUCUACAAGGAGAACUUAGUCACGUAAUCAGACAGCUGCAGGCCUGCUCUCUGACCCCAGGAUUUGUAGACAUCUUCUCGAAGUCGAAGGACAGAAUAGGUGCACACGCCUCAAAGAUCCUAAAGUUCCUGCACAGGAAUCGCAUCCCAAGCAGCGCAAUUCCCUUUCCUAUUCUGGAUGGCUACAACAGCAUCAGCGCCAUGAGGGCCGCCGUGGUGCAGGACUUCCUGGAAUUCCUUCUGCAGAAAGAGAAAGACCUGGACAUUCAGUACGGGACGGAGCUGACCCAGGGCCAGGAAGUGGACCGCGUCAAGGUGGUCUCUCAGUGCUUCAGCUCCAUCGAGGCGUCGUCAAACAGCGCAGACGUCCACAGGAUGACCAAUGGCGAUACCGUGUCCUACUGGCAGUCCGACGGCAGCGCACGCUCCCACUGGAUCAGAUUAAAGCUGAAGCCAGAUGUGGUGCUGAGGCGGCUGGCUAUUGCUGUGGCCUCCAGCGAUCACAGCUACAUGCCACAGCUGGUGUCUGUGUCCGUAGGAAAGAGCCGGCGCUCGCUGCAGGAGAUCAGAGACAUUCGCAUCCCCAGCAACGUCACAGGCUACGUGCCCCUGCUAGACAACGCCAACAUCUCUCAGCCAUAUGUUCAGAUCAACAUCAAGCGUUGUUUAAGCGAUGGCUGUGACACGCGCAUCCACGGCCUGAAGACCAUGGGCUACCAGGUGACUAAGAGCAGAGAGGUGUCCGUAUCGGACGCAUCGGCCAUCUGGUAUCUCUCUCUGCUUACCUCGCUUGUGACAGCAUCCAUGGAGUCCAACCCGGCCCUCGCAAACACUGUCCUACAGAGCACAAAAAAAGCCUUAGAGCACAUGCCGCCUUUGUCGCUAACGCCGUCCUCCACCGAGUUCCCCAAGUUCUUCUCACCCAACAUCCUGGAAGAGGUUGACGCCUUCCUCCUCCGAAUCGCAGGUUGCUGUGUGACUCCGGAUGCUGAGUUGACCCUCCUGGCGUUUGCUUUGGCUCGGGGCAGCGUAAUGAAGGUGCUGCAGUCUUUAGCUGGCAUGUGUGAGCGAGUGGACAGGGAGUAUCGUGCCUCCUCGCUUCUGGCCUCCAUGGCCUCUGUGCGCCUCCACCUGCUCUACCGCAACGGGAAAACACUACAGCUGCGUUUGCAGGCGUGUGACGUGAAGAGCCGAGAUGAUAAGUGCGGUCCGGAGAACAUGCUGACGGACCCCUCGACAGGAGACGGUUUCCUCACAGAAAGCGGGAAAACCAGAGCGAGCGUGAUUCUCUCCACCGAGGAUCAGACGUCUUUCCAGGUCACACAGAUCAGAAUUAAGGUGCGUAAAGGAGCCAUCGGCGCUAAAUGUGGCCUGGUGUUUGCCUAUAACGACUCGGAGAGUUUUGACGCAGACAAACAUUUUAAGAAGUUUAGGACAUACGACUCAUGGGAUUUUAAAGACUACAAGGAGUUUAUCCAAGACAAACUUUGUAAUAAAGGAGCAACGGAGGUAAGAGAGGAGAAUCCAGUCGGCUGGUUUGAGCUGGAGGAUGACUGGAACGACGUGGAGAUCAAGUUACAGCAAUGCCGAGUUGCAAAUUUCCUCAUGGUGAAGUUCGUGUGCGCGAGGCAGGACUCGGCUGAGCGGCUCGGGGUUCAGCAGCUAGCAUUUAGCGGCUACCUGUGUCCAGAUUCUGAGAAAUUGGAGGAGGAGGAGGAGCAACUGAACGCUCGCACACUGGGGACUGACUCCGGCCUGGUCACAAGCCUCACGUUAAUCAGAAAGACUCUUUACUUCAUCCAGCAGCUUACUCGAGACAUGGACAUGAUGCUGCACAAGCAGAAGUCUUUGUUAGACUUCAGUGGGCUGAACCUGCCGCUCUUCUGGGACUUCUAUAGAAAACUUAGGUCUAUUGAUGGUGAGGAGGCGAUGAAAGCCCAGGUCCUUCUGCUUCAGCUGCUUCAAAACUGUUUCCCAGCUCUUCCUGCCUUGCCAGAGUCACGAGGCUCACCAGAGAAAAUGGCGCCAUCAACAUCGUUAUCAUCAUCAUCAUCAUCUGCAGCAUCAGUGAGCACAGAUGUGGAUCCAGCCGAGGCUGUAGGGGAGCUUUAUAAUUACCUCUGUCAGGUUGUGGACGGGCCAGAAGGAGAAUCCACAUUGGAAAAAGCUUUAAGAAAGCAGGCGGUGAAGGCCAUCCUGAGCGGCGCAGCCAUCUUCUACCCAGACAAGCAGAGCCGGCGAGACAAACUCUUUGACAUGAUGAAGAACUUGACAGAAGAAGAUCAGCCUGAGUCGGCUAAGCUGACAUUCGAGUCACUCUGUAAUUAUUUCAGUGAUCAGGACCCGAGUGGUCUGCUGCUUCUGCCUCCCAAAGGAGCACCCGCUGAUUUUGACAUCUCCCCCAUCCUCAACGUUAUGGACACGCUGCUUCUUGUGGCCACUAGAGAGUGUGAGCUGAUGAUGAUGGACAGCUCUGGUGGACCCAAUCGGAAGGUUUUGCUCUCUCUGUUCUGGGCUCUUCAGGGCAGUCUGCUGUCCUGGUGCUUCCUCCAGCUCAAAGGAGGCAUAGCCAUAGCCAGCGAUCUGGCCCGAGACAUCCUGAUCAAAUACGUGGCGCAGUUCCUGGGCAACACCCGAACCACGCUGAGCUCCCUGCUGGAGAGGUGCUCUGCAGCCGACAUCGUCGCCAAGCUCGGCAACUCCAUCGUCACCAUGGCGACCAGGCAGCUGGCGAUCUUCCUGCUGGAGCUGUGCGCUCUCGAAAUUCCUCACUGCACCAUUCUCAGGAGCUUCUUCUCUCUUCUGGAGCUGCUCAAGAAGCUGUCCGGUGGCAUUGAGGAAAGCUCCAAGGGGGACGUGGAUGCCUGGCAGCAUCCUCAGCAGCCGGUAGUGUUGAGGACGUGGACCAUGGAGUCACCUCACAAUUAUGAAGACAGCAAACACGAGAACACCGUGUUCCUCUGUCCCGGCGCCACAUAUUUCGAAGUGGAGUUUGACGAACGCUGCGAGACAGAGAAGAGGUACGACUAUUUGGAGUUUACAGAUUCCAGAGGAGGCAAAGUGCGCUAUGACAUGAAAGUCGGCUCUGACAAGUGGCCAAAGAAGGUCACGUUUAAAGCAGGCCACCAGCUGCAGUUCCUUUUUCACUCCGACAGCAGUAACACCGAGUGGGGCUACAAGUUCACCGUGACGGCGUUCGGCCUUCCAGACAUCAGCGUCUCCUGGAUCUCUGACCUGCAGCUCCUCGUGUCAAGGCUGAUGGGCCGCCUGGCUUCACGCACCAUGGCGCUUAAAUCCGCACAGGAAGUUCACAGUAUGAAGGAGCUUCCUGCGGCCGUGAUGAACCACGUGAUUUCCUCUUCUCUGUGGAAGCCCGUGUUCACACAUGGCCUGAGUGGACCAGCCAGAAGCCGAGAACCUGAACACCGUAGCAACAACACACAGCUGGUAAAAUCUGUGUCCUCCGGAGAUGACCUAGUGGAGUUCCUGGUGGACUUUGCUCGCUGGGAUCCGUCCCGUGAGUUGUGUGAUGAAAGGGCGGAGCUGAUGAGGAACCUCAUGCUUUCUUGCAAGAAGCAGCUGGUCAGGAACGAGAUCGCCGCGGGGUCGAAGGUCGAUCAGGCCGUAAACGCAAUCUGGGCGGCUAUGGUGUACCACACCCCAGCUCUUCAGGCUUCUCUUAGGAGCUUCGUGCUGAAGCAGGGGCAGAGCUGUGUGAAUGAGGACCUCGUGCAGGUCUACAUGCUUGCUGAUGGCAUCAGGACAUGGAUGCUGGAGAUGAAACAGCGCUCCCUGCUGGUCAAAAUGAAUGGAACAGGAGAGAAAGUGGACAGUCCAGGAGAAGUUACUCCAGAGUCUUUGGCUGAGAUCUGCCUCAGUAAAAGCUUGCUGCUGUUCAGGUUCAGCCCCGGUGCUGCCAGCGCCACUGCACCCACUCCAUAUCCCGAUCCCUGUAAACCAGCAGAGAGCCCCAUCGCCCCUGUUCUCCCUUACUCUGCGUCUAUAUCCGAAAGUGAUUUCCAGGCCUGUCCUGCUAGCACUGCUGCCCACUCCGCCGCCUCCUCUCAAAGUCCCACACGGGUAGAGACUCAGAUCUCCGCUUCCUCAGACCUCGGAGCCUCCAGCGGUGCCAGUGCUCAGAGUUCUAGAGGAUCCACAGAGAGCCUUCACUCUCAAGGCGCAGAACCCAUGUCACCGGUGGCGUUUUCUCGCAGGGCGCCGUUCAGCCGCGGGCGUCUCCGACUGCUUUCGUACCGCUCGGUGGAGGAAACGCGUCCCAUGCCGUCAGUCAAGGAGAGAUUCCCAAUUCUCAAGCACAUAUUCAGCUUUGUGAAGGACAUGGCGAUUAGUGAGACCAGUGUUCUCCAGACGCUUGCUUUAAAAAAGUCCCAGGCUACGAGUGUGUGUGAGGUUUUAGACAUAGUGCAACAGUGUUUACUGUCCCUGGGGAAACCGCACCUCUUCCAGGCUCCCUGCAUUCUGUUCCUGCAGGAGCUGCUGGCCUGCCAGAAAGACUUCACCAAUUACUUCUCCCAGUUAUCUGGCUGCGGGCCUGAUCUGAAGGAGCUGGUCAGGUCGUCCUAUCAUCAGCUCAUUCGCAUGCUCGUGGAGGCGGUGCAAGGAUUCAGCAAGCUCAAUGACAAGGUGCUGCUGCCGGCAUUGUCGUGCGUUCAGACCUGCCUGCUCCACUUGCUGGACAUGAGCUGGGAAGUUCAUGACCUGCCUCUUUUUGAAGACAUCAUGCUCCCUGAUCUGCUUCUCACCAUGUCUCAGGAGAACAUCAGCGUGCACGACAUUGCCAUCAGUCAGUGGACAGAAGAGGACGAGAUCGCCGACUACGAGCGCAACACAGAGUGGAUGGACGAGUGCAUGGACGGCAUGUUCGAGAAAUGGUUCGACAAGAUCGCCCAGGCCUCACCGGAGGACAAGAGAAAGAUGCACAUGUUCAUCGCGCGGUACUGUGAUCUGUUGAACGUGGAGAUCUCGUGCGACGGAUGUGAAAGAAUUGCUCCCGGACACCGCUACCGCUGUCUGCAGUGCACUGACAUGGACCUCUGCAAGACCUGCUUCCUCAGCGGCGCUAAGCCUGAAGGCCAUGAGGACGAGCACGAGAUGGUGAACAUGGAGUACGCUUGCGAUCACUGCCAGGGUCUCAUCGUUGGCAGCAGAAUCAACUGCAACGUCUGUGAGGACUUUGACCUCUGCUUCGGCUGUUACAAUGCCAAGAAAUACCCAGACAGUCAUUUGCCCACCCAUCGUAUCACAGUCUACCCCAUGGUGACCAUCCGCAUCAGUGAUCGACACAGGCUCAUCCAGCCAUACAUUCACAACUACUCCUGGCUCCUGUUUGCCAGCCUGGCCUUGUUCACCUCCGAGCUGACGAGCGAGUCGACGGACACCGAGGCUCUUGGCCACGCUACCGCACUGCAAAGCCGCUGCUCCCAGCUCAUCACUGAGUGUCUGAUGAAGGGCCAGACUGGAAAAGGUUUACGAGCUUCAGCUCUUUUGUCCCUGCUCUGCUCUAAUGAACCAGAGCCAACUCCUCCAAGCCCAGAGCUCAGUCAGGAGCUCAGCAUCUCAGACACAUCCUCCCUACCUGGCAGCACGGCUGCUCUCUGCUCUCCACCAUCAUCUCUCCUGAAAAUGGCGUCAACAGAGGAGAAAGAGGGGCGUGGCCGGCGAGUUUCCCAGGAUACACUGGACUCUCCAUCACUGUCCAGUGAAGACACGCUGUCUCCAGAGUUCAGAGCAGCUGAUUCCAGCGGUGACACCAUCACAUCUCCCACUUCCGAACACCUGGAUGUAAACAAGGAACAGGAAGACGGGACGCCGAAAGGGCCUCUGCAGGAGCAGGUGUUCGCAGAGUGUUCCAGGGAGAGGAUUCUGGGAUUGCUGGCAGCCAUGUUGCCUCCAGCCAAACCGGGCACUACGAUUUCCCUCUCCGGUCUGAGCCCUAUCCUGCCCCUGCUCUUCCGUGUUGUUAUCUCCAACGCGGGGUGUCUAAACGAGGCGUACCACCUGACUCUCGGGCUUCUUGGGCAGCUGCUCUUGCGCAUCUCACCGGCUGAGGCAGACGCGGCCGUUACCGAGGCUCUUUCUGAGAAAUACGAGCUGCUGGCGUCGGCCAAUGGAGCGAUUAACGACACACAAGGCUGGAAAACCACCCAGCUUAUGUUCAGCCUCGGGGCUGUGUGCCUAGACAGCCGCAUAGGUUUGGACUGGGCGAGCUCAGUGGCGGACAUCCUGAGAAACCUGAACACGUGUCUUCAGUGGCACGACGUAAUCGCAAGCUUUACCGACUAUUGCAUUCAGCAGUUACCGCACCAACUGAAACGCACCAACAUCUUUACUCUGCAUGUCCUGGUCAUCUUCCCCGAGGUGCUGUGUAUGGGAACUCAGUCGGUGUUCAUAGACAAUGCUAACGAGCAGCACAACAUCAUCCUGCUGAAACAUUUCACCGAGAAGAACCGAGCCGCCGUCGUCGACGUCAAGACGCGGAAAAGGAGGACGGUAAAGGAUUACCAGCUGAUGCAGGCUGACGAGAGCCUGACUCUUUCUAGCCACUACCUGAAGAACCUGAUCUCCAUCGUGAGCCAGCUGCUGCAGACCGGAGUGGAGAGCAGCUCACCGGAGGCAGUGGAAGCCACCUGGGUGCUCUCACUCGCUCUCAAAGGCCUUUACAGCAUCCUUAAGAAGCAUGGCAGCGAGCAGACCCAAGAGGCCAUGCACAGCGCCAGCCUUAUGCAGCUUCUGGUCCGCAAAUGCAGUAAAGGAACCGGUUUCAGCAAGACGUGGCUGCUGCGUGACUUGGAGAUCCUCUCCAUCAUGCUGUACUCCUCAAAACGUGAGAUCCACUCCAUGGCCGAGGAGAGUGAGAGCGGCGAGAGAGAGGAGGACCGAGAGAGGGAGAAAGAGCACGAUUCGGACCUUUCCAGCUGCUGCGCCGAAGAUGUCGACCCACUUGAGGGGCUGGAUGAAGAGACCAAGGCAUGCUUCCAGCUUACACACGAUGCUCUAAACGCUCCUCUACACAUUCUAAGAGCCUUAUAUGAGCUCCAGAUGAAGAGGACGGACUCCUUUUUCCGGGAAGUGCAGAAACGAUUCGACGGAGACGUAAUAAAGACAGAUGAGACGAUCCGGACGCUGGCACAGAAAUGGCAGCCUGCUAAACGCACGCACACGGACGAACGUCACGCAAAGGCUGUGGACACAGACAUGGUCAUCAUCCCCUGCGCUGUAGGUUUUCCUGCCAUGAAUUCUCAUGUCAGGUUGCACCCAAAAUUGAAGCCGAGCCGCUGCGAGACAGCAGCAGAGGAGACAAACGCGGUGACGCAGAAGUUGAUCACCAUUACGGAAAGUGAGCUUCAGCUGAGUUAUGCCAAGCAGCGACGCACCAAGAGCUCAGCGCUGCUGCACAAGGAACUGGAUGCGCGCAGCAACAAGGCUGUACGUCACUACCUGUUCCGUGUCAACGAAGCCAUCAGCAUCCUGUACGCUCGGCACGUGCUGGCUCUCCUGCUGGCACACUGGCCUGACCGUAGCCCUAUCAGGGAGGAUGAUUUGGAGCUGAGCGGAGCCUCGCACAUGGCGCACAUCCUCGACAUGCUCAUGCAGCUGGAGGAGAAACCCUUGUGGGAGAAGAUCUUACAGAAAGUCAUAAAAGGUUGCAGUCAGGGUAUGCUGGACAGUCUGUCUCUGACCGCAUGUCAGUUCAUGGAGGAGCCUGUCAUGGCCAUGCAGAUUCGAGAAUCCAAACACCCCUACGACAACAACACUAACUUUGAGGACAAGGUGCACAUCCCUGGGGCUUUCUAUCUGUCUGUGAAGUUUGACUCUCGCUGCCAGACUGAGGAGGGCUGCGACGAGCUGCAGCUGGCAAGCAGCGCCGACUUCCAGCAGGACCUGCACACCUUUAGCGGCUCCUACCACAAAUGGGCUGAUGUGGAGAUACCAGGGGACACUCUUUACUACAGAUUCGUGUCAGACAUGAGUAAUACAGAGUGGGGCUACAAAUUCACUGUGACUGGUGGACAUCGUGGACGUUUCCAAACUGGUUUUGAGAUCCUGAAGCAGAUGUUGGCCGACGACCAGGCUCUCUCCCAUCUGCCGCUGGCAGACAUCUGGGAAUGGCAGGUGGGCGUGGCCUGCCGUCAGACAGGAAGUCAGCGUCUGAAGGCGAUUCACCUGCUCCUGCGAAUACUGCAGUGUCCUACACGGUGGGGCUGUGAUUUGACCCUCCUGAGGCCGCUGUGGCAGCUCUUCACCACCAUGGAGAGUGGCCUGAAUCAGGAUCCCACCAGCAUCACCGUCCUUUUGCCUCUUCGUCGAGCCCUCACUGAACUCUUCUUCAUUGCUGAGACCAAAGCCAUGGAGCAAGGCGUACUUCAGGAGUAUCUGUUAGCGCUCACAACCAACGAACAACUUGUAACACGUACAGCUCAGGCCCUGAAGAACAUCGCCGCCAUCAGCCUGGCCAUCAAUUACCCAAAUAAAUCCACUAGACUGCUGAAUGUUUCUCCAUGAGACUGGGAAAGGCGGUGCAGUGUGUGUGUUCUUCAUCUCUGCCUUAAAGCAGGCAGGUAAAAGGUGCAUCAGGAAAGCCCGGUCUCUCUCUCUCUUUCUCUCUCUCUCUCUCUAUUUCUCUCUUUCUCUCUCAUUCAUUCACGUUCACACACCUGCAGCAUAUGCAGCGUCUUCCAGAAACCCGAGCCCUCCUUUUAGAAGGCACACGGCGAGAAGAGUUCUUCUUGUUUUAAUGUCAUUUUAGUCAAAGAGCUUCGAGUGACCCGAAGACCUUGAGAACAUUCUUUAUUCCUUUUUUAUUAUUAUUAUUAUCAUUAUUAUUAUCAUUGUUAUUAUUAUUAUUAUUAUUUAAGGCCCCUUUUUCAUUUCUUACCUGAAACAGCUCCAGUGCUGAAAUCAGGGCAGCGGUGCCGCGUGCCAAAUCCGCCAUCGUUUUUUCCCAGCAAUGUCGCUCUUUCCUCCCUUUACUUACGCUCCUCUUUUUCAAGCACACCUCGGGCGAGACAAUCGAUCAUCCUGAAAGCAGGUCACCUCUCGCCAUUUCGGCCCUAAAAAUACAAACGGCCCACACAGCCUCAUCCGUCAGAGCGGCCCGAGACUUCAGCCCAACCGGCGAUGGUCUCAGAGCCGCUGAGACGCCACCGAGAGUCGCUCGAACCUUUUAUUCUCAGCUCGACUAAAACGACUGUAACAGGACACAGCUUGUUUUUUUUUUGUUUUUUUUUAUAUUGUGAAUGUUCACAUCACAUGUAUACUGUUAUAUAUUGAUAUACAUGACACUGAUAUAUCCAUCACUUGAAACCUCACAUUCUUACACAACUGGGAUGUUGGUUUGAUGUGUGCCAUAGGCACCUGUAGCCUUAAAGCGAUCAGUUUAACGGUGGGUUUAGAAUAAGGGACUGCUCCAGGCAUGGGAAUUAAAUCAUCUUUUAAUUUACAAAUUUUUUUUGGCUUGUUUUUUAAUAAGCUGCUUAUUUUGUUUUCUUCCUAGUUUGAAGAAUUAGAUGAAUGAGAUUAGGUGAGUUGAUAUUGUUAACUUAUAGAGUGACAUGGUGGAGGAAGGUUUACAGUUUUUUUUUUUUUUUUGGGGGGGGGGGGUUUGUUUGUUUUUCCAUUGCAUAGGACAUAAAAAAUCAGAUGUGCGAUCAAGUACAAGUUUAGUUAAUUUUAUUUUUCCGCAUUUAACCUAACUAGGAAAAAAAGACCAGAAAGUCAUUGACACCAAAGAAACUUCUUGCCUAAAAAAAAAAAAAAGCAAACAAAAAAAAACAUCAUAUUAACGAACAAGGGAUUUUCCAGAAGGUACAGUAGCUCUGGUCUUCUAACAGGAUAAUGGAUGAUCCAAUACUAGACAUUAGGGCGUUUGUCAUCGCUGAUUAAAGAUUAGUUUACGGAAUUUUAAAGGACUGGCGUUGAGGUUAAACACCGACCCUUUAGUCUCGCUAAUUUUGUUUACACAUACAGAAGAAAAAAAAACUUUCUCAGAGCGUUAGCCGCUUUCGGUGCCUAAACUCCACUUUAAAGAUGGCUGCCAAGUAGACGUUCAGUCUCUCCAAGCCUCAGAUCUAAAUAAAUUUAUGUGCCUAUGUUUGAAAUGAAGCAAUCUUGAUUCGUCAUGUCAUUGUAAAAGAACCGUUAUAUUUUUAAAAAUGAGAAUUGUAUGGGGUUCAUUUGAUUUUUCUUUUUUAUUUUAUUAUUAUUAUAAUAAUUAUUAUUAUUAUUUUCACAAAUGUCAUCCUUGUUUGUGUUUGGUUUAUCCAUUAUGUGCUUGAUGUUUCAUGUGAAUUAAAAUCGACAUGAAUGUAAAUAGUUAUGUAUUAUAAUGGUAAUUGCACAUACAGGAUAAAAAAAAAAAAAAGAGAGAGAUUUCAUAUCGACUCACUCCCCGUAAUGAAUCCAAAUUAUUUAAUAUAUUCUGGGUUAAAAUGUAAACUCAAACUUGAUUUUUGUAUGUCAUGGCACUUGGAUUAAAAAAAAAACAAAAACAAAAAUGAGUUUUUAAUUAAAGUGCAGUUAAUGCUU
Messenger RNA from Clarias gariepinus (North African catfish), 11249 nucleotides. It is a transcript of the gene zzef1, whose product is annotated as zinc finger, ZZ-type with EF hand domain 1. Gene Ontology annotation, molecular function: zinc ion binding; ubiquitin-like protein ligase activity; calcium ion binding. The coding region runs from base 177 to 9227 and encodes 3016 amino acids. The record is from RefSeq and is a predicted model, not a curated record. The transcript has 53 exons. Lineage: Eukaryota; Metazoa; Chordata; Actinopteri; Siluriformes; Clariidae. Gene Ontology annotation, biological process: protein ubiquitination; regulation of synaptic plasticity. Gene Ontology annotation, cellular component: postsynapse.